CAAAGAUGCUGAGCUUUUUCCGCCGAACCCUGGGACGGCGGUCUAUGCGCAAGCAUGCGGAGAAGGAACGGCUAAGAGAGGCCCAGAGAGCUGCAACCCAUAUACCUGCAGCUGGGGAUGCAAAAUCCAUCAUUACUUGCCGAGUAGCACUGCUGGAUGGGACGGAUGUCAGCGUGGACUUACCGAAAAAAGCCAAAGGCCAGCUCCUGUUUGAACAAAUCAUGUACCAUCUGGACCUUAUAGAAAGUGACUAUUUUGGAUUAAGGUUCAUGGAUUCUGCACAAGUGGCGCACUGGUUGGACAAUACAAAAAGCAUUAAAAAGCAAGUAAAAAUUGGCCCACCAUAUUGUCUACAUUUUCGUGUGAAGUUUUACUCAUCAGAGCCCAACAAUCUACGUGAAGAGCUAACAAGGUAUUUAUUUGUUCUGCAGCUGAAACUGGAUAUUCUUAGCGGAAAAUUGGAAUGUCCUUUUGACACAGCCGUCCAGCUGGCAGCUUAUAACAUGCAAGCUGAACUUGGAGACUAUGAUCCUGCUGAACAUGUGCCUGAACUGGUGUCUGAGUUCAGGUUUGUUCCUACCCAGACCGAAGAGAUGGAACUAGCCAUUUUUGAGAAGUGGAAGGAAUGCAGGGGUCAAACACCAGCACAGGCUGAAACUAACUACUUAAACAAAGCUAAGUGGCUGGAAAUGUAUGGUGUAGACAUGCACAUAGUCAAGGCAAGAGAUGGCAAUGAUUACAGCCUGGGACUAACACCUACGGGAGUUCUUGUCUUUGAAGGAGACACAAAGAUUGGUUUGUUUUUCUGGCCAAAGAUAACAAGGCUUGAUUUCAAGAAGAACAAACUCACUCUAGUAGUUGUUGAAGAUGAUGAACAGGGAAAGGAGCAGGAGCACACUUUUGUCUUUAGACUGGAUCAUCCCAAAGCCUGCAAACACUUGUGGAAAUGUGCAGUGGAACAUCAUGCCUUCUUCCGGCUCCGAGGUCCCGUCCAAAAAAGCUCAAGUCGAUCAGGCUUCAUUCGGUUAGGAUCCCGGUUCAGAUACAGUGGGAAAACAGAGUAUCAAACAACCAAGACCAAUAAAGCCAGGAGAUCAGCAUCCUUUGAAAGAAGGCCCAGCAAGAGAUACUCAAGACGAACACUGCAAAUGAAAGCACUUGCUGCUAAACUGGAAGAAACAAGUACUGCAAACAAUGCAGUUAUGCACCAAACUAAUGGAUCACAAAGCUGGAAUGCGAAACCAAACCUACCUGUCCUAACAGCGGUUCCUUCUGCCCCAGUCUUAGUGGAAAUAGAAAACCUCCCAAGGAGCCCAGGACCCAGCCAGCAAGACAAGAAGUGCAUACCUUUUGUUGAUUUGCUAGACAGCAUGGAAUUGCCAGAAACUUGUGUUGAUGAUGCAAUAGGUCGUCCAGUUGUUGGCUUGGCAAUAGGAGAUUCAGAAGAGGCUGUUAGUUGCCCCCAUCCUGGCACAAAGGAAGCUGCUACUGAAAAAGCAGACUCUGAUUCAUUUGAAGAUACAUUCCUAAAGCUGAAACAACUGGAGACAGAGCACAUCAGCCCUGUGCCACCGGAGCGUCCCAACGUGAACAUAAAUGUGCAGGAUGAAGUGGUGAAGUUGACAGAUAAAUGUCUUAACAAUGCAAUUGAGAGCCCAAUCGUAGCAGCAACGUGGCUUCCAGCAGAUAUCAAAAGUAAUAUCCUGAAGGCCCAGGCAGAAGCAGGGCACAAGGUCAUAAGAGAAGACAGCGUGACAGGUGUCAAGAAUUCCAAUGUUCAGGAUGCCACUGCCAGGAACAUUAUCCCAUCAGGCAAAACAUGGAGUAGUCCCCCAACAACCAGUCCAGUAUUUCAGGACCCAGGAGAGCUGCUGAAUGCAAUCCCUGCCUCAAACACCUUUGUCAGUAAUGCACUGAAUGAGGACAAUUCUGCCUCUAACCAUGAGGACCUGCUGACUCCAGCUAAUCUGGCUCCACCUGAGGAGGCUGCUGUUUCAAAGAGCACUCCAGAUGACCAUGACGUUUCCUUAACAUCACUGACAGAGAAUCUAAUUGACUUUACAGAAGCCACACCUCGGGUGUCCUCCCAGCCCAUGAUAACACCAAGGUGGAUAGUGCCAACUGGACUUACUCCCAAUGGACCUUUGGGAAAUGAUGUUGCCUUAGCUAUGAAGGCAGUGAAAGGCAGCAUGGAGACCCUGUUGUCAGCUGGAUUGCCACCACCCCAGCAGACAUCCGAAGUCCUUGCAAGCCCAGUUUCUGAGGAUACUACAAUAAGAACAAAGUGUUUACUUACCACAGAACUCUAGAAGGAGGAGUUUCUGCACCUUCCCACCUUGUAAAAACUCAAAUCUUGUAACACAUCUGCAAGGUAUCCUUCAAGAAGGCUUGCUUGGAUUCUUGCUGAACAGGAGUCAAACAGCCUGCUGGUUUGCUGGGAUCCAGGAAGAGACUUCUACAUUUAUUACAAUCUAACUGGAAUUACAGUCAAAAUCGGAAUGUAAAACCAAUGCACGUUUGAUCUUCUCCCUGGGGAGAAGUGAAGUACCACACUGGAACUAAUUCUGAACAUGAGGAACAGAAUCUAGUUGUGUUCCAUUCACGCUAGGUUUAGUCUUACUUACCCUGUGCUGCCUCUCAGGUGUUAAUGGGAAGCAUUCACUGUGAUGUUAGUGUUGUAGCGUGCGAGCACAGUGUAGAAGUGUGAGCACAUAUCCCUGAUCUCUCUAGAUUAACAGUGGAAAGAUUAGGAGAAUUUGUAGGGCCACCUCGUGGCCAUGCUAUGUACACAGUAUGCUCACAGUACUGAUGACUGCUUCAUACAGCCAAGGACAUUUUCUUCUGUGUGAUUAUACACUGUUUUUCCUUUGUUUUACCAACACAUACUCUCCUUUUGGCCUUAAACCCCCUAAUAAUCUUUGCACCUCUUUUUACAGUACCUGGAAAGAAUGAAAAUCUAGUCCAUCCAUGACCAACUGUGCUGACUGGAUUUGAGCUGCAAUUUGCAACCAGGAAAAGGAAAAUUAACCUGCCAAACAACUUUUAGCAUUAGCAGGCUACAGCAGAGGUCCCGCAUUUUGACGCUGAUUAUUUCAUUUCCUGUAUGACUCAAAUACACGUGUUCUAGGCUAGAGGUAUGUCUGUUUUAAAUGCUGAAGCAGUGAAGGUAUGAGUACAGCUUACUUCAGGAACUGCUUAUUGGUUAGUUUUGUUGUCAUAUAGGACUAGGAAGGAAAACAAUUUUCUUGUUUCGAUUAAUACUGUUUCUGGAUGUUGUUUCCAGAUGCUGUGCUUUGGGAAUGCUUUUAUCAGGUAUGUUAGCAGUGUGCAGGUACAACUAGAUCAGUUCUUAACACCAGCAUGAAUCCUGUUCCGAGUGUUAUCUAGUAGUUGUGUAUGGAACAAAGAAAAGAAGGAGUAAAGUGAAAACAGGAAAAAAAAGAUUAAAAGCUCCUGCAAGUAAUUCACUCCGUUGCAGAGCAAAGGUAGGGGCACUUGCUGGUGAAGGCCUCUUGGUGCUCAAGUGAAGUACAGGAUAAAACGUCUACAGUUUGAAGAGAUCGUUUUAAUCCUGGGUAGCAAUAUCUCCACGUGGAUAUGGAGAGGUAAGCAUGUGAGUUCUGGGGGUACAGCCUGUGAAAAAAGGUCAGUGCAGAAUCAGAAGGAGGAGAAAUACAGAAGCCCAAUGGUAAACCUCCACAUCUGCUAACAGGGGAGAACAUGGGUGAAACAACUGGGUUCUGUCUUAGGAAGAGGUUUGUACAUAGCACUGGGGUUAAAGGAUGUUUUCUGCACAGUGCUGCUGUUUAUAAAUAUUUAUAUACAUGUGGGUUUUUUAAACAAUUUUGAAUGUGACAGUUGGUUCUGGAACCCGUAUGCACAGCUUCACCUCUGCACACUGGUUACAUGCAUGUGUCUCAGUGUAGACACAGAUGUGGACCAAAUCACUGUGGACUGUGCAGCUCAGCUGGUACCUGGCUGGGCUGCUUCUUUCAGACUGGGGCGUUCUUACUGCUGCUCUUGUGCUCUUGUUUGCAAAAUGUUGAAUGAGAGUAUUAAGCAAGAAGCCACAUGGUAUUUACAUGGCCCACUGCCACUCCUCAAAACCCCUGAGGCCUUAAUAGAGAAACACAGGUACUGUGGGAAUUCUUGGGACCACCAUGCCAGAGUGAUUCUCUGCAAACUAUGAUUUGCAGCCAUUGCUUCAAGAACUGGGAUUCAAGACUGGGGGUAGGCUUUUCAGCCCCUCUCCAGCCAGCACCUAAAGCUCUGUGUGGGUGGGCUGCCUGCUCCCUGAACCACCAGCCAGAGCAGAGCUCCUGUUCUCAAUGGAGUUCUUGUGCACCCACCACUCAGCUCAGUCGGUGUUACUUCCUGUUGAGUACUGGAUUCUUUUUAUAAUUUUAAGUCUGAGCCUUGUUGCACAUUAAAAUGUAGAGGGUUCCCAAGUCAAAUAUCAGAUGUCUUAGUCUGGAUUAAAAUCACAAUUGCCAGCAAAGUUCCUGCAGGAAAAGGGAAGCUAUGGCUGCGACAGCAUGCUUCCUGCACAAAGCCAGGACUGUGUGGGGAAACUUGGCACAUGCUGUUGAUCUGUUUGCUCAGCAGCUGAGUUGGCAUUCGCCAGCUACAUGUGUUGGUUUUGUAAAUAGACAGAAUGCAGCAGCAUUUUCUUUAAGGCAUGUUUGAUAUUUGACUGUUCCCAUUGGGUUCAGGAGCUCUGUGAACUGUUUAUUAGCUUGAAUUGCUCCCAGAAGUAGAAUAGCAGAAGCUUACAGCUUUACAGCACUGCAUGUUGAACACCAUCCUUGGAUUCCCCCUGAGCAGCCCCAUACAGCAGAGAGCAAGCAAAUAACCUGUGUGGUGAGUGUGUCCCCCUAAAAUCUAAAUGGUUCCAAGCAGCCAAGAUUUCUGUUUCAGCAUGGGUGAGAUGGUGUUGAUUGGAGGGGAAUUUGUAUUUACACACGUGUGCACACACAUAGAAAUUUCAAAGGGUCAGGGUUUUCCUAAAUUUUCAGAGGACUGGUAUUUGAAACUUUAUUUAAAAAUUCAAAAUUUUCAGCUGUUAAACCGGGGACUUGCCAUUUCUAGUAGAUUUGGGGCUGCAAACACAGUUAUUUCCAGUGAAAUCUUAUAGGUGGAAGAAAUACUCUGUUUAACUCAGUAUAGCUUAUUUAGCUAGUCCAAAUAAUGGCUUACAUAGGGGGCCUGGUGAGACUGAGGCAUCACAGCUGGGUGAUCUGAACACCCUGUACUUCAGUAUCACUGUUUUGCUUUAAAACUACAGUGUUGUGUGGUGACUGGCCACCAGGUAGCAUAGCAUUGUUACUCUUGUCAGACAAACAGGUAUAGUAGUUCCUACACUUAGUGCUAAUAACUGUUAAUGAAUGCCUGUCUGCUACUGAGGAAAAGGGAUUUUCUCACCAUUGCUCUGCUACUGAUUGGUUGGCUGUAAGGUCCAAUCAUCUAAAAUUCAUUUUUUAGAAUGCAUUUAAAGAGGUUUCUAAAUAAAACUUGUGUGUGAA
This is a messenger RNA of Neopsephotus bourkii (Bourke's parrot), 5522 nucleotides long. RefSeq names its product erythrocyte membrane protein band 4.1 like 5 (gene EPB41L5). The coding region runs from base 6 to 2309 and encodes 767 amino acids. Gene Ontology annotation, cellular component: cytoskeleton. The transcript has 25 exons. The record is from RefSeq and is a predicted model, not a curated record. NCBI's taxonomy places the organism in Eukaryota, Metazoa, Chordata, Aves, Psittaciformes, Psittacidae. Gene Ontology annotation, molecular function: cytoskeletal protein binding.